AUGUUUCAAGAUGUCAAUUCGCUUUCUGACGAGCAAAGUGAUGAGCCAGCCCCAAAAGCUGCAACUGAGAGAAAGAAACCAGGACGAAAGCCAGCACAGCCAAAAGAAAAAUCUGAUGCAGCUGGGGAGAGCACCAAGCCCACAGUGAAGAAACCUGCAGCAAAGGCCAAAGGAAAGGCAAAGGCGAAGGCGAAGGCCAAAGGCAAAGCAGGGAGACCAAAGAAGAAUGACAAUGCAAAGACAGUGGCAAAAACCAAGAAGACUGAAGAGAGGGAGACUGAAGAAACAGAGGAGACACCUGAGACACAUGUUGACCCGACUGACAAUGAAGAAGAAAAGUCUAGCAAAGCACCAAAGAAGGCAGUGUUGAAGCGUCCAGCAGCCUCAGCAACCACUGGCAGCAGCCCUCCCAUGAAACGCCCUAGUGCUGCCAAUGCCCCACUUCGUGUUUGGAAAUACCAGUAUGGCAGUGGAGUCUACGGUUUCAAGGAUUCACGAGUCAACAAAGAAGUGCUCAGGGAGCUGCUGAAAGAUGAGUUGCUGAAACAUGAUGGCAAGACUGGUCCGGCUAUGGCCAUGAGGGAUGCUCUGCUUGAUGAAGCCGAGAAAGAAGCAAAGAAACAAGAGCAGGAUGGUGAUGCAGAAUGCGAACCGGAUGAUGAAUGUGAUGAUGGACAGGACGACAUUCAUGAUGGAGAAGAAGCAGAAUCUGAGGAAAUUGAAGAACUCGACGCUGAGGUGGAAUCAUAG
Cladocopium goreaui is the source of this 750-nucleotide messenger RNA. Lineage: Eukaryota; Dinophyceae; Suessiales; Symbiodiniaceae. The record is from the annotation of a GenBank genome assembly.